Molecule: messenger RNA, 1192 nt
Organism: Neogale vison (American mink)
Lineage: Eukaryota; Metazoa; Chordata; Mammalia; Carnivora; Mustelidae
Gene: RNASEH1
Product: ribonuclease H1
Exons: 9
Coding region: 69-926 (285 amino acids)
Biological process (GO): DNA replication, removal of RNA primer
Molecular function (GO): RNA-DNA hybrid ribonuclease activity; magnesium ion binding; nucleic acid binding
Source: RefSeq, a predicted model, not a curated record
AGUUGGGUCUGUGUGGUGGAGGCGCGAGCGGCGAAGCUAAGCCGCGGGGCGAUGGCCGGCUGUGGGCGAUGACCAGGCUUCUGGCCGUGGCGCGCAGCGUUGCUUUGGCCGCCGUGCGCUGCAGCACCUGCGGCCGCAGCGGCCUCAGCAUGUUUUAUGCCGUGAGGAGGGGCCGCAAGGUCGGGGUCUUCCAGACCUGGAGCGAAUGCAGAGCGCAGGUGGACCGCUUCCCGGCCGCGCGCUUUAAGAAGUUUGCCACGGAGGAGGAGGCCUGGGCCUUCGUCGGGAAGCCCGCCGGCCCGGGCGGCGCGGAAGGGACAGAAAAUAAGCAUGAACAAGAAUCACAAGUGAAAGCCAACAAGCGACUCCGUGAGCCCUUGGAUGGAGAUGAAAACGCAGAGCCCUGUGCAAAGCAGGCGAGACAGACCAUAGGAUCCGUGCCUUCGGUUGACAAAAGCACAUUUUCUUACAUGGGAGAAUUUGUUGUCGUCUACACUGAUGGCUGCUGCUCCAGUAACGGGCGGAGGAGGGCACGAGCAGGCAUCGGUGUUUACUGGGGGCCCGGCCAUCCUUUGAACAUAGGCAUUAGGCUUCCCGGGCGGCAGACCAACCAAAGAGCAGAAAUUCAUGCAGCCUGCAAAGCCAUCGAGCAAGCAAAGGCUCAAAACAUCAAGAAGCUGGUUCUGUAUACGGACAGUAUGUUUACUAUAAAUGGUAUCACUAAUUGGGUUCAAGGCUGGAAGAAGAACGGGUGGAAGACGAGCACGGGGAAGGAGGUGAUCAACAAGGAGGACUUCGUGGCGCUGGAGCAGCUCACCCAGGGCAUGGACAUCCAGUGGAUGCAUGUUCCUGGUCAUUCGGGAUUUGUAGGCAAUGAAGAGGCGGACAGAUUAGCACGAGAAGGAGCAAAGCGGUCUGAGGACUGAGCGAGGUCGUUGUGAUUCUUGGACAACUUGACUUUAUGGAGGUGCGCUCGACGGACAGCAGAUGGCACGUGUGUAAAGCGGACCUUGGAUUCCGCGGUGAAGCCCCCGCAGGAGCUGCCUGUCCCCUCCCAGGCAUCUCUCACACUACCUUGAAAUCCUUCCGUCCCGGACCCCAUCCUCGGGCGACCACCAGUCUGCUUCCUGUCUCUAUAGAAAUUUGUAUUUUCUAAGGUAUUUAUAUAAACGGAGUCCUACUGUAUAAACUC